Molecule: messenger RNA, 1440 nt
Organism: Fusarium redolens
Lineage: Eukaryota; Fungi; Ascomycota; Sordariomycetes; Hypocreales; Nectriaceae
Product: phosphatase 2C-like domain-containing protein
Exons: 2
Coding region: 1-1440 (479 amino acids)
Biological process (GO): protein dephosphorylation
Molecular function (GO): cation binding; protein serine/threonine phosphatase activity
Source: RefSeq, a predicted model, not a curated record
AUGUUUCGCAUACCCUCUAGAACUCUAAGGACUUCCGGUCUAUCGCUCAAGCGAACACCGGUCGGCGUGCGCUUCUCCUCAACUCAGACAUCAACGUCCAGUAACGCUCGUUAUGUCUGGUCAUCCGCAGCCGUGAUUGGUGCUGGUACCGGAGUUUAUCUCUUCAACGGCAAAGGCACGGUGAAAACUUUGGCAAGUGAAGUCCCGGGCUUGAAGGAGUUCUCUUCGGAGGAUCAAAUUCCAAUCAAUUCGCCCGUUAAGACGUUUAUUCUCGAGGACGCAAACGCCAAAUUGCGUGAGGAUGCUCACACUUAUGUCUUCGAAGCAAAUGGAGGCGUGAAGGGACGAGUGGACUUUGCUCGUCUGGGAAGCAAUAACCCCAUUGAGGAUGAAUGGGAUCUCAAGAUUGCGAAAGGCGUUGGUGGUGCGAGCACCCUUUACGCUGGAGUCUACGAUGGGCAUGCAGGAUGGGCAACGUCUAAAGUACUGAGAGCUGCUCUCGUCCCAUAUGUGUCAAAUGCCUUAUCAAGCAUCACACCUACCAGCUCCAACGAGCUAGUAGACGAUGCAAUCAAGAAGGCAUUCGUCCGUCUCGACGAUCGCAUCUUCAGUAACGCACAAGAAGCAGUCGAAUCAGGCCAAGAUCCGGGCUCUGCCGCUGUCAUCUCCGCCGUCGCACCCGCCAUUGCUGGAUCUUGUGCACUCCUAACUAUGUACGAACCCAAGACUUCAACUCUACGUACUGCUGUCGCAGGCGACUCCCGUGCUGUUCGCGGCAUGUGGUCUCCCAACACAAGCAAAUACGAGGCCGAUGUUCUGAGCAAAGACCAGACUGGCUUCAACCAAGACGAGGUUGACAGGCUCGACAAGGAACACCCCGGAGAGAUCAAGGACAUGAUCAACACCGAGAGUGGUCGGCUCUUUGGAAUGGCAAUCACAAGGGCAUUUGGCGAUCACAGGUGGAAAUGGUCAGAGGAUCUCGUUCGCAAAGUCCAAGGCAAUUUCUACGGCACUGGACCACGACCAAAUGCCAAGACACAGCCUUACAUGACAGCCCGACCUGAAGUAACAACGCGAAAGAUCCAGACAGAAGAUUUUGUCAUUCUUGCGUCCGACGGUCUUUGGGAUAUGAUGAGUAACGAGGACGCCGUGUCAUGUGUAUCGCGCUGGUUGGUCGCCAGGAAGAGCGGCAAGCCGGAGCCCUUCAAAGAGACAAAGUUUGAGGGGAAACUGGAGGAUGGAUGGAAAGCCACACCUGAGCAUCAGGUCAUUGAGGAUCUGGACAAUGCGGCUGUUUGUCUGGUCAAGAAUGCGCUUGGAGGGUCCAGACGGGGAUUGUUUCUGGGAGCGAUGACCACGUAUUCGCCCAUGAGCCGGAAUGUGAGGGAUGAUAUGACGGUGCAGGUUAUCUUCUUCAAGGAUCCUUAUGAGAGGAAGUAA